Wasmannia auropunctata (little fire ant) is the source of this 799-nucleotide messenger RNA. It is a transcript of the gene mRpL32, whose product is annotated as 39S ribosomal protein L32, mitochondrial. Gene Ontology annotation, molecular function: structural constituent of ribosome. Gene Ontology annotation, cellular component: mitochondrial large ribosomal subunit. Bases 16 to 678 code for a protein of 220 amino acids. Lineage: Eukaryota; Metazoa; Arthropoda; Insecta; Hymenoptera; Formicidae. The record is from RefSeq and is a predicted model, not a curated record. The transcript is spliced from 4 exons. Gene Ontology annotation, biological process: translation.
UUCAGUAGAUACGAUAUGAGCCAUGAGGUCAAUCUUGACAUUUUUGGCGCUCUUGGCGCUGUAAAAAAAGAUCACAUUGGCACGAUGAAUAGGUUAAGUUUGGCUCUCCAAAAAUUUGAACAAGCGAUUCAAACGAUUUUCGGUCGCGGCUUUCCUCCAGGAUCGCUAUACGCAAUCAAUUGCAAUGGCUUCCUGAACGAACCGAAACCGACGAGCCGUCUCGGUCUCGAUAGUCUGAAAGAAAUUUUCGACAAUGGCAUUUUAUGGGCGGUUCCGAAGAAACGACGUAGUUUGGAGGAGAGACUCAAGAGAAGAUUCGGGUAUAUGAAAUACUUUUGGAAGCCACCUGUUGCAAAAACUAAUAUAUUAUCAUGUUUCAAUUGUGGUCAUCCCUACGAAGCUGGCCGUCUAUGCGGACACUGCUAUGAAAAAGUAAAGCUCGAGACUAAGGAAAUGCAAGACGCCAUUCAAAAGGAGUUGGGUCUGAGCCCGGUGGAAGAGAACGUAAUUGUUUUAUAUGAUGGAGAAAGGGAAUCGAAAACGGAUGAAUUUUGGAAGAAUCAAAGGAUAGUUGAAAUGCCAAAGAAAAGACCUUCGUGGUUUCAUCAGAACUUACUGCAGCCAACAACGCAGGAACCGUCGAAUAAAAAAGACGUUAAACCUACUAAUCUUGCGUAAAGUGCACUUGGAAUUGGGUUUUAAUUUUUUGUAGUCAAAAUCCGGGAUAUACACCCUCGUCGAAAUGGGGUGAAUAUCCAGGAUUUUUGGAGAAUAAAAAUAUUAGAACGUUUUUUUAAAA